Molecule: messenger RNA, 1183 nt
Organism: Funneliformis mosseae
Lineage: Eukaryota; Fungi; Glomeromycota; Glomeromycetes; Glomerales; Glomeraceae
Source: the annotation of a GenBank genome assembly
AUGGGCAGUUGGAAUCACCAAGAGGACUUGGAUGAUACAAAUAUGGUUGUAGGGCAAAGCAGUGUAAAAGAACCUGACUCUUGGAAAUUAGAAAAGCUAUCUACAACAAACCCAAAUUUUUAUUCACUACUUGAAGAUUCAAACCUUGUUGUCUCAAACAAAAACACUUUAACCGAAUCUAAAAGUGUCGAUGACAAGGAAAUUAAACGAUUAGAAAAAAAAUUGGGAAUAAAAUCUGGAGGAAAAUUAACAAAAGCUUUUGAAGAAGAUGGAUUAGACGAGUUAUUGCAAGGGUUCGAAAUUGGUUCGAAAAAUUUGAAAAAAUCUAAAUUUAUAUCAGAGGAGAAUGAAGAAAUUGAUACUUCACAUUAUAACGACGAUGAUUUUGAUGAAUCGGAGCAUGAAAGUGAUGAUGAAAACUCCGAUAUGAUGGAAGAAGAGAGUGAUGUAGAAAUGGAACCUGAGAGUAAUAUUUACGAAAAACCUGAAGCGAAUGAAGCCAAAGGUAAAUAUAUUCCUCCACAUUUGCAACGUAAAACUUUCACAUCGGAAAGUGAUGAAGCAAAGAAAGAACAUCACAUACGGUUGCAACGACAAUUACAAGGCCUAUUAAACAGGUUGAGCGAGUCAAACAUUGAGAGCAUAAUCAUUAAUAUUGAGGAGUUGUAUCAAAGAUUUACCCGACACGCAGCAUUUUACAAGAUAAUUGGUAUCGAUUUUUGUGCUCAUUUUGUUCAAGAGAUGAUAGAAGAGUUCGAGAGAUACCAUAAACAAUACAGUAGCACAUCUGAUGAUGUAAAAAAUCUUGAAGGAGAAGGUGGAAAAGAAAUAUUUAUUACUGAUUUGAAUGAACUUAACGUCGAAUUACUAUUAAAAAUAGUCAGAAGUUCUGGAUACCAGCUUAGACAAGAUGAUCCAACUGCCUUGAAAGAAAUAAUUCAUCAGGUUCAAGCUGAAACCAGCAAAAAAAAUCCAAGAACGCUAGGAUCACGAUUGAAGUUUAUGAUUGAAACCAUUAUCAAUCUUAAAAAUAAUCGCUUCAAACAACAGGAUUUCAUAGCGAAUACAGAAAAUGUUCUUAGAAUUAAAAAAUUUCUUAACAAUCUGGGAAAGAGGAUUCAUGUUCAAGCGACAGAAACCUUGAGGGUUAGUCUUGAUGAUAUUAAAUCAAUUGAAACAAAAG